Chelonus insularis is the source of this 4096-nucleotide messenger RNA. It is a transcript of the gene Karybeta3, whose product is annotated as karyopherin beta 3. Bases 17 to 3310 code for a protein of 1097 amino acids. The record is from RefSeq and is a predicted model, not a curated record. NCBI's taxonomy places the organism in Eukaryota, Metazoa, Arthropoda, Insecta, Hymenoptera, Braconidae. Gene Ontology annotation, cellular component: cytoplasm; nucleus. Gene Ontology annotation, biological process: protein import into nucleus. The transcript is spliced from 9 exons. Gene Ontology annotation, molecular function: nuclear import signal receptor activity.
UUGUAUCUCGGCGACAAUGGCGGCAGACCACGAGCAAUUUAAUCAGCUAUUAAAUACACUUUUAAGUAGCGAUAAUGAAGUCCGUACACAAGCUGAGGAAGCAUACAAAAAUUUACCAUUGGAAAGUAAGGUUACAUGCCUAUUAAAUUCCAUAUGCAAUCCACAUCUAGCAGAGGAAAUACGUGCUAUGGCAGCAGUAUUAUUACGUCGAUUAUUUUCAGCAGAAUUUGUCGAUUUCUAUCCAAAGAUUCCACCAGAAUCUCAGAUUGAAUUAAAAAAGCAAGUAUUGUUAUCAGUACAAAAUGAACAAUCAGACACUAUACGACGUAAAAUUUGUGAGGUUGCUGCUGAAGUUGCUCGAAAUUUAAUUGACGAUGAUGGUAAUAAUCAAUGGCCUGAGUUUCUACAAUUUUUAUUUCAAUGUGCUAAUAGCCCUGUACCUGCACUCAAAGAAAGUGCUCUUCGUAUUUUUACAUCUGUUCCUGGUGUUUUUGGCAAUCAACAAUCAAACUAUUUAGAUCUUAUUAAACAAAUGCUCCAGCAAUCAAUUAUGGAUACAACAAAUUAUGAAGUACGUUUCCAAGCUGUACGGGCAAUAGGUGCUUUUAUUAUUCUUCAUGAUAAAGAGUCAAAUAUUCAAAAACAAUUUUCCGAUUUAUUACCGGCUUUAAUCCAAGUAACAGCACAAUCAGUUGAAAAACGAGAAGACGAAGCAUUACUUAAAGUUUUAAUUGAUUUAGCAGAAUCUACACCAAAAUUUCUUCGAUCACAAUUAGAAAAUAUCAUGGAAAUGUGUAUGAAAAUUUUUUCCAACAAAGAUAUGUCCGAUUCUUGGCGACAAUUAGCUUUAGAAGUUCUUGUUACAUUAUCAGAAACUGCACCACCAAUGGUUAGAAAAGUUGGUGGGAAAUAUAUAGCAGCUCUAGUACCAUUAGUAUUAGAAAUGAUGACCGAUCUAGAAGAUGAUGAAGAAUGGAGUUUCUCCGAUGAAAUUGUUGAAGACGAUAAUGAUUGUAAUAAUGUUGUUGCGGAAAGUGCAUUAGAUCGUUUAUCGUGUGGACUUGGCGGUAAAACAAUGCUACCCCAAAUCGUUGAUAAUAUACCAAGAAUGUUAACCAAUUCCGAUUGGAAAUAUAGACAUGCCGCUCUUAUGGCUAUAUCUGCAGUAGGAGAAGGAUGUCAUAAACAAAUGGAAGCUAUUUUAUCACAAAUUAUGGAUGGAAUUAUACAAUACUUGCAAGAUCCUCAUCCACGAGUAAGAUAUGCAGCUUGUAAUGCAAUAGGACAAAUGUCAACGGAUUUUGCGCCAGUAUUUGAAAAAAAAUUUCAUGAUAAAGUAAUACCUGGUUUAUUAAUGGUGCUAGAUGAUAAUACAAAUCCACGAGUUCAAGCUCAUGCAGGUGCUGCACUUGUUAACUUUAGUGAAGAUUGCCCUAAAAAUAUACUUACUCCUUAUUUGGAUGCUAUUAUGGCAAAGUUAGAAUCUAUUUUAACAGCUAAAUUUCAAGAACUUGUUGAAAAAGGAACAAAGCUUGUAUUAGAACAGGUAGUUACAACAAUUGCAUCAGUAGCUGAUACAUGUGAAGAACAAUUUGUUGCUUAUUAUGACCGUUUAAUGCCGUGUUUAAAAUAUAUCAUUCAAAAUGCUAAUCAACAAGAACAUAAAAUGCUUCGAGGCAAAACCAUUGAAUGUGUCAGUUUAAUUGGAUUAGCAGUUGGGCCGGAAAAGUUUCUUAAUGAUGCAAGUGAAGUGAUGGACAUGCUUUUAACAACUCAUUCUGAAGGUGACUUACCUGAUGAUGAUCCUCAAAUAAGUUAUUUAAUAUCUGCAUGGGCUCGUCUUUGUAAAAUUCUUGGCAAACAGUUCGAACAAUAUUUACCAUUAGUAAUGGGACCAGUUUUAAAAACUGCUUCGAUGAAGCCAGAAGUUGCAUUACUCGACAAUGAAGAUAUGGAAGGUGUUGAGGGUGAUUUAGACUGGCAAUUCGUUUCUUUAGGAGAACAACAAAAUUUUGGUAUUAAAACUGCAGGCUUAGAAGAUAAAGCAUCUGCUUGUGAAAUGUUAGUUUGUUAUGCAAGAGAAUUAAAAGAAGGUUUUGCUGAUUAUGCUGAAGAAGUAGUUAGACUUAUGGUACCAAUGUUAAAAUUUUAUUUUCAUGACGGAGUACGAGAAGCGGCUGCAGAAAGUUUACCUUGUUUACUUGAGUGUGCACAAAUAAAAGGCCCUCAAUACUUGGAAGGAAUGUGGGCAUACAUUUGUCCUGAACUUCUGAAAGCGAUAGACUCGGAACCAGAAUCUGAAGUGCUGUUGGAACUACUUUUUUCUUUAGCUAAAUGUAUAGAAUUAUUAGGUGCUGGAUGCCUAAACGCAGCACAAAUGGCAGAGAUUUUACGAAUUCUUGAUAAAUUAUUAAAUGAACAUUUUGAACGAGCUGUUGCACGAUUAGAAAAACGUAAAGACGAAGAUUACGAUGAUGUAGUCGAAGAACAGUUGGUAGAUGAAGAUAAUGAAGAUUUUUAUACUCUUAAUAAAAUAGCUGAUAUUUUACAUGCACUUUUUAUUACACAUAAAGCAGCAUUCUAUCCGUAUUUUGACCAAAUUUGUGGCCACUUUGUCAAAUUAUUAGCACCUGAACGAUCUUGGUCUGAUCGUCAAUGGGCAUUGUGUGUUUUUGAUGAUGUUAUAGAACAUGGUGGACCAAGUUGUGUUAAAUAUCAAGAAUAUUUUUUGAGGCCAAUGCUUCAAUAUAUAACAGAUAGUUCAGGUGAAGUCAGACAAGCUGCUGCCUAUGGUUGUGGUAUUUUAGGACAAUUUGGAGGCGAAGCUUUUGCUCAAGCUUGCGCUGAAGCAUUACCAAGACUCGUUGAAGUUAUUAAUCAUCCAGAAUCUCGAACACCAGAGAAUAUUAAUCCAACAGAGAAUGCUAUUUCUGCUGUAACAAAAAUUCUCAAAUACAAUAAUAAAGCAAUUAACGUUGAUGAAAUGCUACCACACUGGCUAUCUUGGCUACCAGUCACAGAAGAUGAAGAUGAGGCACCACACGUUUACGGAUACCUUUGUGAUUUAAUUGAGGCAAAUCAUCCACUAGUUUUAGGGCCUAAUAAUGACAAUCUACGAGUUUUGAUCCGAUUUUUCGCUGAAGCACUAUAUAAAGAGGUCGUUCCAAGUGAUAGUCCGGUUAUUCAUCGAAUUAUUAGUAUUGUUAGACAAGUACAGAGUAAUGAAACAAUGUUUCAAGCGUGCAUACAAGCUUUAACAACUGAACAACAACAAGCAUUACAUAAAGCUCUUAGUAUUCCAACUAAUUAGCCCAUCAUAAUUUAUGUAAGAUGAUUUAUCUUAUUAUCAUUAUAUAUAAAAAUCAAGUAAUUAAAAGAACAAUAAAACAGUAAAAUUCAGUUAUUUCAAAUGGCCACGUACAGAAAAAAGUUACAAAUAAUAUUAAUCAUUUCACCGUUAGCGUUACUGUCGAUUUAAUAUUCAUUCGUGCCUUUCAAUGACGCUAUAAAAAUUAAUAAUAUACCGUAAAUUUUAAUCGAUUAUCACUUGUAUUAACUACCAAAAUCAUGAAUAAAUAAUUGUGUAUGACCCGGUAUAGAGCUACGAGAAUCGCUAAUAAUAUUAAAUAUUUCAUUUAUUUAUCACGGGAUUGUGACAACAACUUAAAUGUGACACAUUUAUCAUAUAAAAAAAAGUACAUUUUUAAAUAUUAUAAUUUUAGUCAUAAAAUUAUUUUUUAAUGAUUUUCACAAUUUUUUUUUUAGAACAAUUGAUAAUGAUGUAAAUAAUUGUACGCUCGACAUUAACAAAAAAAACUAUUAUUAUUAAAAAACAUUCCCGUGUACAGGCUCAACAAUUCAUGUAUUAUAUAUGGAAAAUGUUUACAAAAAUCAAAUUUUUAAUAGAAUUGAAAAAAACAAACAGUCAUUAUAAUAAUAAUUAAAAAUUUAACCCAACAAAAAUGAAAUAAUAAUUUAUAUUCGUGGCCAUCAAAAGCUCAUGCCAGUUAACGGCAUUAUAUUGUAAUUUAGAUAUUUUUAUUAUUGAAUUUAGUUAUAUAUGAAUAUAUAAACAAAUAAAAAAAUAACAGCGAAA